Messenger RNA from Cynoglossus semilaevis (tongue sole), 1454 nucleotides. It is a transcript of the gene ppp1r1c, whose product is annotated as protein phosphatase 1, regulatory (inhibitor) subunit 1C. Gene Ontology annotation, molecular function: protein phosphatase inhibitor activity. NCBI's taxonomy places the organism in Eukaryota, Metazoa, Chordata, Actinopteri, Pleuronectiformes, Cynoglossidae. The coding region runs from base 85 to 582 and encodes 165 amino acids. Gene Ontology annotation, cellular component: cytoplasm. The transcript is spliced from 6 exons. The record is from RefSeq and is a predicted model, not a curated record. Gene Ontology annotation, biological process: intracellular signal transduction.
CUCUCUCUCUCUCUCUCUCUCUCACUCACUCUCUCCUUCCCCCUCUUCCUGUCCAUCUUUCGGUACACCUCUCUGUCACUAAUAAUGGAGCCCAGCAGUCCGAAGAAGAUCCAGUUUGUAGUGCCACCACUGCAGGGGCAGUUGGACCCACAGGCCGCUGAACAAAUCCGUCGUAGAAGACCGACUCCUGCCACUCUGCAGAUCUACAGACAGCCAGGCACAGAUGUUGGAGAUAACCACAACAGCAGCGGAGAGUCACAGGACACAGAUUCUUCUCAGAGAAAGCACAGCACCUAUGUCCCGCCCACAGCGAAAGAGCUACAGCUGGAGGGGGAGCAGCAUCUUUUGGGGGCAGCGCUGUGUGAUGCAGACGGUCAGUUGAGUCCAAUCACAGCGCAGCUCUAUGCUUCUGCGUCUCUUUGGGGAAAUCACAAUGGGCCAGAGGAAGCCAACGGAAAUGAGGCCGGUCUGCCAUUAGCCGUAGCCAAUCAGGAGAGAAGAGUUGCAGAGAGCAACAGUUUCGGGGACCUGGCAUGUGACCUCAAAAAGGACGCGUCCAGUCCGGACUCCAUCUCUCGAUAGCCUACACUACUUGUUUCGUCCCCUUCUCUCUCGCUCUGCUGUUUACUUGAUCUCAUUAACACUCUGUUUAACACUCACUCUGUGUGUGUGUGUGUGUGUGUGAUUUCGCUUCCCUCAACUCUGUUCACUAAUGCAGACACAUACUGUACGUUUUAGCUCAAACCUCUGCAGCAUUUCACCUGGAAACACCGCACAGCAUGUAAAGUCAACGAGGUUACGUUUGUAUACAAAUGGCUGUUAAUAAAAUUGUGAGUCACGGGAUUUCCUGAAUGUCAAAGUUAUUUGACCUCAGCGCAAGGGCAGCAGACUAUUUUGGCAGCACAAAUCUCUGGCGACCCGGAGACUUUUUUUCUUUUUCUUUCUCUAAAGUCAUCCAGUUUGUUAUACGGUCUCGUAAAUACAGAAGCAAGACAUUUUAUAUCCCCCGAUCAGAUGUACCCGUUAGGCUAGCUGGUCUUUACAAGGCUGACAAUUAACACUGAACAAUCUGCAGUGUCUAAAACUGGCCACAGUGAAGAUUAGGGAAGUAUUAAAGUGCUUCAGUUUCAGCUUCUCAUUACUAAACAUUUCAGGUGACCCCACAAGGUUGUUGUUCCAUAUCUAUCUGGAGGAGGAGCUAAGGAGGAAUUGGGGCUUCAAGGCGUGGGUGUUUUUUUUUUCAUAGACCUGGGACACGUGAUAUCCAAGCUAAAGGCUUAGUGACAAGCCUCCGGUGGUUACAAAGCUGCUACAAAGAUACCAGAUGCUAACGUGGUGCUAACCAACUUCAGUGUAAUCAGAGUGGACGAGCGGUGGAGGAGAGAUGGUGGUGUGAUAGAUAGUUCAAUUACUUCAGGAAAAUCGGAAGGAAACACUUACAUGGACCAUCAAUC